AUCUACAUCCAUUAACGGAGCUUUAAUUUAUCGCUAUAACUAUUGACAGUUUCUCUGAAGACACUUACAGCAAAUGAGGGCGAAAGUUUUGUUUUGGUCUUUUCACGCGUGACAACCCCACAAGGACACACAGGAGUAAUUAUGCCCUUAAGAAAAAGAGACACAGCCAGGGCAAUAAGCCUUCUGGAGGACUACUGUUCCAAGCUGAAGAAACCAGAGGAACAACAGCUCAAAACUGCCAUCUUAAGAGUCAUGGGCAUCUUCAAAAGCAGCCUGUUCCAAGCUCUCAUAGAUAUCCAGGAGUUUUAUGAAGUAACCCUGUUGAACUCUCAGAAGAGCUGUGAGCAGAAGCUGGCUGAGGUUAAUCACAUGGCUGAGCAGUGGGAAGACAAUGCCGCUGGCUCGACGUCCCCAACCGAGGCACCUCAGCCAGCCUCGACACCACCAGAGUUGGGAGAGGAGAGGUGCAUGGAGCUGACAGUGAACGAGCCAGCUGCAGAAAACACCAAUACAGAGAACAGGCCUCCGGCAGUACAGGGCCCCCAGCAGCAAAGCCAUUCUCCAGCAUGUAUGAACCCAGCCCUGAUGAGCUCCCCCUGGUACCGGUAUCAGGAUGACGAUUCCCCUCCUCCCGAACACGGUUUCCCACGUCUUACCAAUGAGGUUCGGGCACCGGAGCUGGUACACGUGUCAGAGAAGAACCUCUCAGAGAUUGAGAAUGUGCACGGCUAUGUUUCCCACUCUCACAUUUCGCCGCUUAAGGCAAGCCCUGCCCCAAUUAUUGUCAACACGGACACUUUGGAAUCUGUACCUUACGUAAAUGGGACAGAAAUUGAAUAUGAAUUUGAAGAGAUUACAUUAGAGCGGGGUAACUCAGGGUUGGGGUUUAGUAUAGCAGGCGGUACAGAUAACCCUCACAUUGGGGACGAUCCGGGAAUCUUCAUCACCAAGAUCAUCCCUGGUGGAGCUGCAGCUGAAGAUGGCAGACUCAGAGUGAAUGACUGUAUAUUGCGUGUGAACGAGGCAGAUGUGUCGGAGGUUUCACACAGUAAAGCAGUGGAAGCUCUAAAAGCUGCCGGAUCGAUUGUGCGGCUCUAUGUGCGCAGAAGAAGGCCAAUGCUGGAGUCCGUUACCGAAAUCAAACUCAUAAAAGGACCAAAAGGGCUCGGCUUUAGUAUUGCAGGUGGUGUGGGAAAUCAACACAUCCCUGGAGAUAACAGCAUUUAUGUCACUAAAAUCAUCGAUGGGGGCGCAGCACAGAAGGAUGGCAGGUUGCAGAUUGGAGACAGAUUACUCAUGGUGAAUAACUACACUCUAGAAGAUGUGACCCAUGAAGAAGCAGUGGCCAUAUUGAAGAACACAUCUGAUGUGGUGUACCUAAAGGUUGGGAAACCCACAAGUGUCUAUCUCUCAGACCCCUAUGGGCCUCCUGAUAUCACACACUCAUUCUCACCCGCUAUGGAAAAUCAUAUCUCUUCCCCCGGUAAUAACGGCACUCUGGAAUAUAAGUCCAGUCUUCCACCCAUCUCCCCCGGCAGAUAUUCCCCCCUGCCCAAGCACUUGCUGGGGGAAGAGGACAUUAACAGGUUGGAUGGUUUUUCAUUCCUACGAAAUCCCUCGUUAGAUGAAAUGGAAGGUCACAGGUUUGAUUCCCAGCACUUCCAGUUGAGGCCUCCAGAGCCAGUUUACAGCACUGUGAACAAACUGAGUGACCGUGCUCCCUCUCCCCGCCUCUACUCCCCUGUGGAGUUUGAUAAAAGCCCCAUGCACUCAAUCCCCCACUUCCCUCAUUAUCACAUAGGCCUGCUACCUGACUCCGAGAUCACCAGGGAACCCAGGAAGAUCGUUCUACAUAAAGGCUCAACAGGGCUUGGCUUCAACAUCGUAGGAGGAGAAGAUGGAGAAGGCAUUUUCGUCUCCUUCAUACUGGCAGGAGGGCCUGCAGACCUCAGUGGAGAGCUGCGGAGAGGAGACCAGAUCCUUUCCGUAAAUGGAAUCGAUCUGCGGGGUGCCACUCAUGAACAGGCAGCAGCUGCACUGAAAGGGGCGGGACAGACGGUAACCAUCAUCGCCCAAUACCGACCAGAGGAACUUGCCCUGUGCUCUCCACGCCGGGCGCCGCCUCCAACUGCAGAAUACGGGCGUUUCGAGGCCAAAAUCCAUGACUUGCGAGAGCAGAUGAUGAACCACAGCAUGAGUUCCGGAUCCGGCUCCCUUAGAACCAAUCAGAAACGCUCUCUCUAUGUCAGGGCUCUGUUUGACUAUGAGAGGGCGAAGGACAGUGGUCUGCCCAGUCAGGGCCUGAGUUUCCGAUAUGGAGACAUCCUCCACGUCAUCAAUGCCUCUGACGAUGAGUGGUGGCAGGCUAGGAGAGUGACGCAUGAAGGGGACAGUGAAGAGAUGGGCGUCAUCCCCAGCAAGAGGAGAGUGGAGAGAAAAGAGAGAGCUCGCCUAAAGACGGUUAAAUUCAACGCAAAGCCUGGGAGCCUUGAUUCUAAAGGGUCAUUCAGUGAAAAGCAUAGAAAGAACUUCAUCUUUACACGCAAGUUCCCUUUCUACAAGAACAAGGACGCCGACGAGCAAGAUGGCAGCGACUCGGAACGGAGUCAAGAGGAGUUGAUACUCUCCUACGAACCUGUCAUUAGACAAGAGAUUCAUUACGCAAGGCCGGUUAUAAUCCUGGGACCCAUGAAGGACAGAGUCAAUGAUGACCUAAUCUCUGAGUUCCCGGACAAGUUUGGAUCGUGCGUGCCACACACUACCAGACCAAAGCGAGAUUAUGAAAUGGAUGGGAGAGAUUACCACUUCAUGAUCUCACGAGAGCAAAUGGAGAAAGACAUCCAAGAGCACAAGUUCAUUGAGGCGGGACAGUACAAUGACAAUCUGUACGGAACAAGUGUCCAGUCUGUGAAAUAUGUGGCUGAGCGGGGCAAGCACUGCAUACUUGAUGUGUCUGGGAAUGCCAUAAAACGACUACAAGUAGCACAACUCUACCCUAUUGCCAUCUUUAUUAAGCCUAGAUCCAUUGAAUCCCUAAUGGAAAUGAAUAAGAGGUUGACGGAGGAACAGGCCAAAAAGACGUACGACCGUGCCAUGAAACUAGAACAGGAGUUUGCUGAGUACUUUACAGCACUGGUUCAAGGGGACACGCUAGAGGACAUUUAUAACCAGUGUAAGAUGGUGAUAGAGGAACAGUCUGGGCCUUACAUCUGGAUUCCCUCGAAAGAAAGACUAUAAAAAAUCACCUUACCCUGGCAGGGAACUUGGACU
Molecule: messenger RNA, 3270 nt
Organism: Xyrauchen texanus (razorback sucker)
Lineage: Eukaryota; Metazoa; Chordata; Actinopteri; Cypriniformes; Catostomidae
Gene: dlg2
Product: discs, large homolog 2 (Drosophila)
Exons: 28
Coding region: 142-3237 (1031 amino acids)
Biological process (GO): chemical synaptic transmission
Cellular component (GO): neuron projection; neuromuscular junction; postsynaptic density membrane
Molecular function (GO): kinase binding
Source: RefSeq, a predicted model, not a curated record